This is a messenger RNA of Phytophthora megakarya, 666 nucleotides long. The record is from the annotation of a GenBank genome assembly. Lineage: Eukaryota; Oomycota; Peronosporomycetes; Peronosporales; Peronosporaceae.
AUGAAGAUGGCAGCACGCUUUCGACAACACACAUGGCAUGCAAAACGCACCACAUCUGGGCUGUUCAAGUCCACUUCCUUGAAGUAUGCAGACAACAACAUUCCGAAAUUACACGAUGCAGCCCCAGUAGAUGACGUGCUUCGAUGGACAACUGGGCACCGUGUGAACGAUGCGAAACAAAAGGAUAUCACAGCAACUCUCACUCCGAUUCUGACAAUCCUGUUGAACUUAUGGUACGAAGCCGGCGUAUUUCCGGACGCAUUUCUCGAAGCAGAUAUUUUCUGUUUAAAAAAGUUAGGUGACACAUCAAACCCCCUGAAUUAUCGCCCGCUUGCAUUGCUCAAUUCUGACUACAAGAUAUUCACGAGACCCUUAGCUACGCGCGUCAGCAAUACACUUCCGGCACUUAUUCAUGAACAUCAAAAAGAGGCUCUUGCUCUGCUCCUAGACUUCCAAAAGGCGUACGAUUCUCUUGAACGCAAUUAUCUAAUUCGUUCACUAGUGGCGCAUGGAUAUCCUGCUCAGUUCAUUACAGUGGUCAAGGUGCUGCAUAACGGAACUAGAGUCCCUAUUGUUCAUACUUGCACUCGAUCCUUUUUAUCGACAGCUGGACCAUUCAACAGAACUAAAAGGAAUCCUGAUAGCUACUGCAGAUCAAAGCAUUGA